AUGCAUCCCCACACUCACCUCCUCCUCGCCCUCCUCCUCCCUACAGCCACAGCAAAAUGUUACCCCCCCGGCGCAACAUUCCCAAUACCAGACUACGCCCUAGUCCCACCGCCCGACAUUAAACUCCCAACAAAUGCGGAAGCCCCCUGGCCGACGAACACAACCUCCUACGCCGUGCAGGUGACCACCGCCGAAAACACCAUAUUCUCAGCUUACCACACCGCCGAUAUACUCGGGGAGUACCGGGAUGGGGAGCCGAGCGAGGUCACCGGGGAUACGUACUUUCGUAUUGCGAGUAAUACCAAGGUAUUCACCGUUUUGGCGGUGAUGCUGACGGAGGGUAUGAGUCUUGAUGAUGGGAUUUUGAAGUACAUUCCCGAAUUGGUUGAUGGGGAGGGUGGUGUUGAGUGGGAGGACAUCACGCUAGGAGCAUUAGGAGGGCAUUUGGCGGGGGUUGUUAGGGAAUAUGCUGCGUUUGACCUUUUUGGACAUGGUGACGAAGGGGAUUUGCUCAAAGAUCCUGUAUCUCACGGCUUCCCACCACUACCCAAAUCCGCCGGCCCCCCCUGUGGGAUAACAGGGGGUGACGUGCAAUGCAUCUGGAAGCGUAUCCCCCACCUCUCCCCUCCCCUCCUCCAACCUAACAUGACCUCCAGAAUUCAUCUCCGGCUUCUCCGCCCGCCGCCCAAUGUACCCCCCGCAGACAACAGCAUCCUACUGCAACGCGGGCUUCAUGCUCCUCUCCCUCUCCCUCGAACGCCACACAGGGACUCCUUUCGAAAAGAUCGUUCAAGAAAAGAUACUGACACCCCUAAACCUCACCGCCACCUUCCACAAACCCCUCGACUCCUCCGGCGUGAUACCGCACGAACGCAACGACUGGCGCUGGGACGAGGGCAUCAAGAACGCGGCAGGAGGGCUCUACGCCAGUUCCACAGACCUCAGUAAAUUCCUUCGCAGCCUGCUAAACCACGGCGCCGGCCUAGGCGGCGUCGGGAUGACACGGGGCCGGAUGAACGGGUGGCUCAAGGGCGGCAGCAGUACGGGUAGUCUCUGGAGCGGAUACGGCAUGCCUUGGGAAAUGGUUUAUUCCAACACCCUAGCACCCGACGGGCACGUGGUUCCCGUGAUAACAAAAGGCGGGUCGCUAGCAGGCUACCUCUCCACCACGAUCAUCCUCCCAGACUACGCCCUCGCAGCAAACGUUCUGGUAUCUGGCGCUGCCGCCGCGAACCGCUACUUCCGGGACACCAUCAUCUCGCAACUAAUACCCUGGGCACACUCCCACGCCUUCUCCCAGGCAACGACAAAAUUCGCGGGAACGUACUCCGCCCUACCCACCACCAGCAUCAACACCACCAUAACGCUAACCACAACUCCCACCCUGCCGGGCCUAGGGGUGGAAACUUUCAUCAGCAACGGCACGGACAUGAAUGCCUUUUUCGCAAGCUUUUAUCAAGGCUAUGCCGGCUUACCCGCACCCGGGGAGGUGGCGCUUAGAUUGUUACCGACGGGGAUUGGAAGUGUUUGGAGGAUGAGUGUGAAUUUCACUCCGCAUGAAGAGAAGGAAGAGACGGUUUGGAGUAGGGCCUGUUUCACCGACAUCGAUACCUGGGCGUAUGCCGGGCAGAGUAUUACCGAGUUUAUUUUUCUCGAGGGGAAGGGGGGGGUUAGGGUGGUGGGUGUCGAGUUGCCGGCUUUUAGGAUCUCGUUAGUCAAGUUGGAGGUGGAAGAGAAGGAGAAGCAAACUAACGGUGAAUUGAAAUGAAUAUAAGGGUGCUUGGUACGUGACGUUUAAGCGGCGUACUUGUACUCGUACGUUACCAAACACCACGGCAGAAUUGUUAAAGUUUGAGAAAAUUCUUAA
This is a messenger RNA of Tuber melanosporum (Perigord truffle), 1867 nucleotides long. RefSeq lists its product as uncharacterized. NCBI's taxonomy places the organism in Eukaryota, Fungi, Ascomycota, Pezizomycetes, Pezizales, Tuberaceae. The record is from RefSeq and is a predicted model, not a curated record. The coding region runs from base 1 to 948 and encodes 315 amino acids. The transcript is spliced from 2 exons.